Molecule: messenger RNA, 1487 nt
Organism: Brachypodium distachyon (stiff brome)
Lineage: Eukaryota; Viridiplantae; Streptophyta; Magnoliopsida; Poales; Poaceae
Product: protein LURP-one-related 5
Exons: 1
Coding region: 507-1196 (229 amino acids)
Source: RefSeq, a predicted model, not a curated record
AACACUCAAACUUGUGUACGAUUAAGCUAUACGCGAACUCGUUUACAAUCAACAUCUCCUCUUAAUUACGUUAUCACCUCGUCCCACACAGCCACCGACCGCGUCCAAACCCCGACAUGUAUCAUUCCUCGCUUUCCCGCGCGGUUCAGCUCCAUCCCUUUCCCCUCACCCUGAUCCAUCCAACAAGUGAACAAGUCUCCAUAGCGAACUUGCCCACCGCCCGCAGGCGCACGGCGAAUCCCACCACCACCUGCGCUGCAUGCGCAUCCUCCUGCCGCCCAUCCCACUGCUCGCGGGCUGUGGUCCAGUUGACCCCACACAGCCCACACCCCGCGCCAUGGCCGACGAAGCCUAGGCCAACAUGUGCGCGCGCGUCCCGAUCCCACCCACAAAAGCCCAGUCUAUUUGUUCCCCUCGCUCUCUCGAACCCCCAAAGCCAACACACGCGCGACCGGACGAGGAGUUGAGCCGAGAGCGGAGGGAAUCUGAAUCUAUCCGAGGGAGAGAUGAAGCGGGUGGUGGUGGUGGGGGAGGAGGAGAAGUACUGCGAGGGGGAGGACAGGGAGCUGACGGUGCGGAAGACGACGCUCUUCUCGCCGGGGGACGGGCGGCUGGAGGCGUACGACCACCGCACGGGGGCGCUGGCGUUCCGGGCCGAGACGUACGGCCGCGGGGGCGCCUGCGGCGGCGGCGCGGCGGCGGGGGACCUCGCGCUGCUGGGCGGCGGCGAGGAGCCCGUGCUCACCGUGCGCCGCCGCCGCCCCAGCCUGCACCACCGCUGGGACGGCUUCCUCGGGGACGGCGCCGCGGCCGGCCAGAAGCCGCUCUUCUCGGCCCGCCGCUCAUCGAUCCUCGGCGGGGCCGGGGCCGGCGUCCUCGUCGACCUCCUCUCCCCCACCCCCGCCAUGGAGUUCCGCGUCGAGGGGUCAUUCCCGAGGCGCUGCUGCCGCGUGGUGUCCGUGCCCUCUGCCGCGGCAGGCGGGGAGGAGGAGGAGGAGGUGGUGGUGGCGGAGGUCCGGAGGAAGGUGGUGGACGAGGGCGCGCACGUGGUGCUCGGGCGGGACGUGUUCGUGCUGUGGGUGCGGGCGGGGUUCGACGCCGCCUUCGCCAUGGGGAUCGUGCUCGUGCUCGACCGGAUCACCGGCGACGAGGUCGACGGCGAUGGCCUCCUCGAAUCCACAUCGCCCGUACUGUAGGGAGGCUCUCCUUUGGUUUGCGCAUGCAGGAUUGUUGGGCAUACUUGCUGCUUUUGGUUCGUGAAGGUUACCCUGGGUGCAUCUUGCAAACUCCUGGCGUUAUUCACUUAUUUGCGUCGCAGAGUUCUGAUCUGCCCUUGUGGAUUGAGCUUGCAGUGGCUAUGAGUGAACAUUGGCGAGAUCUCUGAUGCACUGUUUGGAUAUUAUACUUCUGUUCGUUAUUAGUAGUAUUGUACAGUACAUUCCAAAAUCAUUUCUUAUAUAGAGUCAUUGAAGUAGUUUUUCUAUCUC